AUGACUUCCUCUAGCAAUAACCGUGUCGACGCUGGUGAGCGCACCGCGCUGUUGGGUCAUAUUAGCCACUCCUCGUCAUUCUCCGGCCUGGCGCCGCAUGAGCAGAUUGAGCAUGGUGCUCAUCACCAUCAUCCCAAGGAUGAUCGGGUUUGGGUCCGCUGGCCUAUGCAUGUCGUGCGUUUGACCUGGUUGACUUUGGUCCGUGAUUACGUCAAUCUUCUUUUGGUGUUCGUUCCCUUGGGUAUUGUUGCCGGAGUGCUCGGUUGGGAUCCGAGUGCCAUCUUUGUGCUGAAUUUCUUUGCCAUUAUUCCGCUUGCCUCUUUGUUGAGCUUUGCGACGGAGGAAUUGGCUGCGACGAUGGGUCAGGCUUUGGGUGGUUUGAUGAAUGCUACUUUUGGUAAUGCUGUUGAGCUGAUUGUCAGCAUCAUCGCCCUCAAGGAUAACCAGAUCCGUGUCGUCCAGGCCAGUAUGCUGGGUAGUAUUCUCUCCAAUAUCCUGUUGGUUCUGGGCUGCUGCUUCUUGGUGGGCGGUCUGCGUCACCGCGAGCAAUCCUUCAACAGUACAGUGGCUUCUACAAUGUCAUCCCUGAUGGCGGUGGCCUCUGCCUCGUUGAUUAUUCCGGCUACUCUCUACGCCGCCCUGUCCAAGUCCGAGCAAAGUGCACGCGAUAAUAUCCUUAUUUUGUCCCACGGUACCUCCAUCAUCCUGCUCGUCAUUUACGUGAUGUACCUCUACUUCCAGCUCCGCUCCCACGCCGAUCUCUUCGAAGAGAGCAACGAUGCCGAGACUGCCGAAGGUGGCGAGGGGGAGGAAGAGGAGGAGCGUCUGCUCAACCCCGUGGCUGCUACCGUGGCCCUGAUCGUCGUGACUAUCCUGGUGGCCAUCUGCGCUGAUUACCUGGUCGGUAGCAUUGACAGCAUUGUGGAAAAGACCGGCAUGAGCAAGACUUUUAUCGGUCUGGUGCUGAUUCCCAUCGUUGGUAAUGCCGCUGAGCACGUCACUGCGGUGGUGGUUGCGUACAAGGAUAAGAUGGAUCUCGCAAUCGGAGUUGCUAUUGGCAGCAGCUUGCAGAUUGCCCUCUUCGUUACUCCCUUCCUGGUCAUCCUGGGCUGGAUCAUUGGUAUUGAGAUGACUCUGCACUUCCAGACCUUUGAGACUGUCGCAUUCUUCAUUUCGGGACUGGUCGUGACCCUGUUGAUUCAGGAUGGCAAGUCGAACUACCUGGAGGGUGGCAUGUGCCUGGGAAUGUACCUUAUCCUCGCCCUGGCAUUCUAUGUCUACCCCGAUGAUGUCGACGAAGGAGUUGGCGGUAUCUUCAGCAAGCUCGUCAACUGA
Penicillium cataractarum is the source of this 1335-nucleotide messenger RNA. Its product is annotated as calcium/proton exchanger. The transcript is spliced from 3 exons. Lineage: Eukaryota; Fungi; Ascomycota; Eurotiomycetes; Eurotiales; Aspergillaceae. The record is from RefSeq and is a predicted model, not a curated record. The coding region runs from base 1 to 1335 and encodes 444 amino acids. Gene Ontology annotation, molecular function: calcium:proton antiporter activity. Gene Ontology annotation, biological process: calcium ion transmembrane transport; intracellular calcium ion homeostasis. Gene Ontology annotation, cellular component: fungal-type vacuole membrane.